AUGGUACACAGAUAUGUGCAUCUGAGACGGCAAGGGACCAAGACAGGCGCGUUUUCUGCUUCAGCCGCUAUAACUGACAAUGGGAGUGGAAAGCAAUGGAGAGUGGCAUUGCAGUCGCUACAAGACGCAUUGCGAUCGCGUGAGCCGGCAUCUACUUCCCAGCUCGCAUCCACAAUCAAAGUGUGCGCAAAAAGAAAGCAGUGGCAGCGAGCGCUGUCGCUUCUAAGUGAGUUCGUGGAAUCGAGGGCGGAGCCAAACGUAUUCAUCUUUACACUUGGCAUGAGUGCGUGCGAGAAAGUCGGCCGCUGGCAGCAUGCGUUAAUUUUACUUAAAGACUUGUCAGAUGCGAUGUUAGAUCUGGACUCCGUUGCUUGUAGCACUGGAAUCCGCGCGUGCGGCAAAGGAGGGCAGUGGCAGCGGGCCUUGGCACUGUUGAGAGAGAUGUUGGAGGAAGCGUUAAAACCAGACGUAGUCAGCUACUGUUCUGGAGUCGCCGCUUGCGAGAAAGCGGGGCAGUGGCAACGAGCUCUGGCGUUGUUGUGGGAGUUGUGCGACAUCCGAUUGGAGCCCGACGUUUUCACCUACAACGCUGGUGUCAAUGCGUGCGCGACAGGUGGCCAGUGGCAGCAAGCGUCGCUGCUGCUGUAUCAGCUGGGCCACGCCAUGCUAGAGCAAAAUGUUGUCAGCUACAAUGCGGCCAUCCGUGCGUGUGAGAACGCUGGGCAGUGGCAGCAUGCGCUGUCAUUCCUGGAUCAGAUGACUCAGGUGAAACUGGAUGCGAAUCUAGUCAGCUACAUCUUUGGGAUCGGCACGUGCGGAAAAAGCGCCCAGUGGCAGCAGGCACUGUCGCUACUGAGGUGCAUGUGCGAAACGACGCUGCAGCUGGACGUUAUCAUUUACACCGCUGCGAUAAACGCGUGCGGGAAAGGUGGCAAGUGGUGGCAGUCGUUGCUGUUGUUGAGGGAGUUGCACGCAGUGAAUCUGGAGCCAGACACCUUGAGCUACACAGCGGGGAUCCGCGCGUGCGAGAAAGAAUCGCGGUGGCAGCACGCGUUGUCUCUAUUGAGGGACAUGUUCGAGGCGAACAUUGAGACGAGCACGGGCAGCUACAAUGCUGCGCUCGUCGCGUGCGAAAGUGCUGGGAUGUGGAAGCAGGCGUUGUCUUUGAUAACGGAGCUUAUGGAAAUGCAGGUCGAGCCCAGUUCCCUCAGCUACAUCAGUGGAAUCCGCGUGUGCGACACAGCUGGGCAGUGGCAGCACGCACUGCUUCUUUUACGGGAGAUGUCUGAAGUACGGCUGGAGUAUGAUUGCAUCAGCUACACCCUGGGGGCCAGCGCGUGCGGAAACAGUGGGGAGUGGCAGCAGGCUCUGCUGUUGCUGCGCGAACUGCGGGAAGUGAGGCUGAGGCCGGAUGCCGUGAGCUACACGGUUGCCAGCAGCGCGUGUGCGCGGCACGGACUCUGGCAGCAGGUGUUUUCUUUAAUGCGGGACUCGCGGGGUGCCAGUCUGGAGGCCUGUGUUGUCGACUACAACAUCGGGAUCAGCGCGUGCGAGAAGGGAGAGGACUGGCAGCGGGCACUGCAGCUGCUCGGCGAAAUGUUUGAGAUCAAGUUGGAGCCAGAUGUUUUCAGCUGCAGCGCUGGAAUCAGCGCGUGUGAAAAAGGCGGGCAGUGGCGGCGCGCAUUACUGCUGCUGGGUCAGUUGUGCGAGGUGGCGAUUGAACCCAACGUAGUAUGCUACAGUGCCAGUAUCAGCGCGUGCGGGAAAGGCGAGCAGUGGCAGAAGGCGUUGUCUAUUUUUAGAGCGAUCUGUGCAGCAAGGGUUGAGCCAGACAUCUUCAGCUACAACUCCUGCAUCAGCGCCUCCGAGAGGGGCGCGCAGUGGCAGCAGGCUCUGCAGCUGCUGAGCGAACUGCGGGAGGCGAAGCUCGAGCCAGACAGCGCGAGCUACAGCGCAGCCAUCGGCGCGUGCGACAGCUGCGGCUAG
Molecule: messenger RNA, 1986 nt
Organism: Prorocentrum cordatum
Lineage: Eukaryota; Dinophyceae; Prorocentrales; Prorocentraceae
Source: the annotation of a GenBank genome assembly